This is a messenger RNA of Blumeria graminis f. sp. triticale, 303 nucleotides long. Lineage: Eukaryota; Fungi; Ascomycota; Leotiomycetes; Helotiales; Erysiphaceae. The record is from the annotation of a GenBank genome assembly.
AUGUAUUAUUUUUCUCUUCUGGCUGCAGCUACAUUUACAGUUAUUUCCGCGCAAACAUGUGAAAGCCCUCAUUUUUAUCUCAACCAGAGACAAGUCGGAAUUGAUAAAAACCAGGCAAGAGCAAACGCCGUCAAGGAAGCGUUUUUACACGCAUGGGAUGGAUACUACCGAUAUGCUGCGCCAAACGAUGAGCUGCAUCCAGUCACCAAUAGUUUCAGCAAUUCACGGAACGGAUGGGCUGCUAGUGCCGUAGACGCUUUGAGUACUGCAAUUCUAAUGAAAGAAUCGAAAGUAGUCAAUUAA